AUGUCUGAGCAAUACACUGUCAUGUGGUUCGGAGGCUCUAAAUAUCAAGUGGAUGAUGGAAAAUGGAUCAAUAUGCAUCUAGGAAGACCAAAGAAAUUAAGGAGAAAUGAGGCUGAGGAGAAAACGGACAAAGGGGGGAAGAAAUGGCUUGAAAAACAGGGCCUUGCUAUGAGGUAUAGCUACUGUGAAGAAGAAGGUCACAACAGCAAGACUCAUAACAAGAAUAUACCUCCAAAGCAAAAGAAGAAAACACGAGAAGCAUUUGGCUCCGAGAGGAAGACAAAAAGCAAAGCUGCAAGGGUUAAGAAAAAAGUUGGAGAAGCUCUAAAUGAAUCAAACCCCUCAAUUGAAUCAAUUACAGUGAGGACAAGAAGCUCCAAAUCAAAGAAUUUAAUGGAUGCACCAAUUGCAGUGAGGACAAGAGGCUUGAAAUCAACCUAUAACUAUGGAAAGAAAAAGGAAAUAAUUGUGCAAGGACAAGUGAAACGAAGCCACACCUUUGCUCUUUUUUUGCUUAUGUUGAACUGUGCUUGA
Messenger RNA from Prunus armeniaca (apricot), 534 nucleotides. The record is from the annotation of a GenBank genome assembly. Lineage: Eukaryota; Viridiplantae; Streptophyta; Magnoliopsida; Rosales; Rosaceae.